Entrophospora sp. SA101 is the source of this 3210-nucleotide messenger RNA. NCBI's taxonomy places the organism in Eukaryota, Fungi, Glomeromycota, Glomeromycetes, Entrophosporales, Entrophosporaceae. The record is from the annotation of a GenBank genome assembly.
AUGAGACGUUACCCUCCAAAGACUCCAACGUCUGAUAUGAAUCGUGCAACUUCACCAACUUUACUUAAUAAUUCACUUACAAAUCGUCUUAUCAACGAGACUUCCGAAAAAUCUGAAGUACCAGGCUCAAACGAUUCAGCUUUGAAUCCAUUUAAAUAUUCUAAAGAAUACAUGCUUAAACUAUAUAAGCCUGUAGGGCUACCUUUAGAGUUUGAAAGACAUGAAUAUGUUACAAGCGAGGAACCAUUACAGCCCAUGGCUACAAUAGCACUAACGGAACAAGAACAAAAGUUAUUGUCAGGUACUUCUGUUAAUAGUGAUCUUACUCGUCGUAUUAUCUCUAAUGCCACAGGUGGGACCAUCACAGGUGGUGAACGUACAGAAAGGGAAAGGCCACCUUACCCUCGUGGAGAAAAACACAUUUCCACAGCAUUGACCUCGCCAAAAAACGAUCGUUUUACUGGAAUUAUAGGGGGCGUACUUAAUAAUGGUCGAACGAGUCCACAUGAUCCGGUAUGGAAUGGCGUCACCAGGCAUACUGUUGGUACUUUUGACAGUAAUGGUGUCUUUCGAAUUCCGGGAGAACAAGAGUUUGAAAAGAAGGCCCCAAUAGAAAAUUCGACCUCUUCUAAUAAAAUUUCUCAAAAUGGUGAUGUCCUGCUACACAAAAAAGAGUGGACAGAUGUACAUGAUAAGUUUCCACAUAACUCUUCCCCAAAAGAAGACGACGAAAAAGAAGAAAAUAUGAUCGAACAAAUUCGAAAUGAUAAUUUGGAUUCGCCUGAACAAAAACAUUCGAAUCGAGAAGCUCCAAAUAAAACACUCGAAGAAUCAAAUGAAACUAGUGAUGAAGUUGAAUCAGAAAACGGUCGCGAUAAUUUAUUGAUUGAGCAGCAGCAACAAUUUUUAAAUCAAUUAAGUAUACAAGAUGAAAAAGAAAAGGAGGAACGACAGCUCUUAAAGGAUAACGAAGAGAUAAGGAGAUUCCACAUAGGUGGUAAUUCUCCUCCACUAUCCCCUACUGCAAAGAAUCCUAAAUAUUCUUCUGCGCAUUCUAUCAUUAAUGCAGCUAAUGGGGUGACUAGUCUUUUUGCUAAUGCUGCAAUAAAUCCUGAGCCGAGGAAACUUCCUGUAGAACCAAAUUCUAAAUGGUUAUAUCGUGAUCCAACUGGCAAUAUACAAGGUCCAUUCACUAGUCAAGAGAUGAAUGAUUGGUAUAAAGGUGGUUUCUUCAGAACUAAUUUGUUGGUUAAAAGAGUUGAAGACCAGACAUUUGAACCAUUAGGUACAUUAAUUAGAAAAACUAAUGAUGAAGAUCGACCAUUUUCCGCACCUGUAAUUGUUAAUCGGCCUAAUUUAACAAUCGCAACUGCAAAUAAUACAUCAAGAUUAGUUAAUGAUCCAUUUCAACGUAACUGGGUUGCGCCUAAUUCACCGAGUACUGCACAAUUAUUUAUGGAUCAUCAACAGAGAUUUAAUCCGUUUGGUGCAGCUACAACAGCAGCUACUACAACAACAUCUGUUCCCAAUACUCCUUUUGAACGGUAUCAAUUUGGUGGUGUUUUCGGGAGAAAUGAUAUUACAAAUGGUUGGGGUGAUUUUACAUCUACUACAAAUAAUAGUAAUGCAUGGGUAACGGCAACAGAAGGAUUCAAUUCAAAUGCAGCCAACGCUCCUACCGGAACAUUUAUUGAUGCGUUGACAAGAAAUUCCGGAUGGCAUAAUACAACGGAUCAACAACAACCGCCACCUCCAUCGCCAUGGAGUGUCAUUGCGCCUAAUGUUGGCAUUACACCUUCACGUAUUCCACCAACUGAUGAGAUUGGAUAUUUUGGUGUUAGAAAAGAACCAAAUAUUCCUUUAACACAGUUACCACACACUACUUCUCAUAUAGAACAACUACAACCUCAGAAUAAUAUAAUUAUUGGAAACGUUGAGACUGAAUCAUCAUCAUUUAAAAAUAAACCAGAAGUGUUAAAGACUGAUCCUGUUCAAAAAGAAAAAUCAUAUAUUAAGCCUUCAUUCCGUGAAAUUCAAGCAGAGGAAGAACGUAAUGCUUGGUCAAACAAUAGUCCAGUGAAUGCAUCUUCACCGGCACCAUGGGCUAAAGAUGAAGAACAUUCAACAACUCACAAAGCACCAUCUUUACGAGAAAUUCAAGAAGUGGAAGCACGUAAAGCUGCAGAACGUAAAGCUAUAGCAGCGGCAGCAGCUACUGCUUCUACUGCUACGACAUCUACAGCAUCCAACAUCAGUUCAAAUGCUACUGCAAGCAAAGAUGAGGUUAUUACAGCAAGUUGGGGAAUCACUGUGCCUUCAUCAUCUAAUGAAUCAAAUUCGUCUUCAUCAUCCACUUCGCCUACUAUUACUACACCUGCCUGGCAAUCCAUGACAACCGGUGGAGCGGUUGGAGUAGUGGGUAGUGUUGUUGUUAAGAAGCCACCACCAACACCGACGACGACGAUUACAAACACAAACACAAAUACAGUGUCUACACCUUGGAUUACUGUUGCUAGCAAAUCAUCUAAUAGAGCAUCAACAGUAGCUUCGACCUCAGUAAAUACGACAUCUAAUGCUACAACUCAUAAUGGGUUGACAAAAUCAAAUAAUACGACCAACACUACUAUUACUUCAAAGGAUUCAACAUCAGCAUGGGAUACAGUUGAAUUUCAAAAAGGAAAUAAUAUUUUACAGAAUAGUUCUAGACCUCAAAGUGGCCAAUCAGUCAAACAGAAAGAUGCCAAUAAAAGUACAACAAAAGGUGCUCCUAAAUCUAAUAACGCAAGUUCCACAGGAGGAGGAAAUAUUUCUUCGGAAAAUACUAAUACGCUACGCCCACCUUCAGAUGAAUUUUUGAAAUGGUGUAGACAAGCUUUACGUGGAUUAAAUAAUGAUGCCAAUGCUGAUGAUUGUAUACAAAUGUUGCUCACAUUUCCACUUGACCCGCCACCAGCAACCAUUGAAAUUAUACAAGAUAUCAUAUAUGCACAUUCAUCAUCGUUAGAUGGGCGACGAUUUGCUGAUGAAUUUAUUAAAAGGAGAAAAGCAGAUGUUAACUCAGCCGGUUCAGGUGUUAAUCAUUCCGAAGGUAGAUCAAGCAAAGAAACAGGGCCAGGGGUUUUGAAUGUUAAAGAUGAUUAUUCUGGUAAUGGUGGUGGUGUUGGAACAUUUAAAAUUGUCACAACCAAAAAAGGCAAAAAAAAACAUUAG